ACAAACAGCGCAAUCAGCAUUUACACCUUAAACGGCCACGGGAAGUUGUAAUGUUUGUAUUACUAAAUUCAUUUACCUGCCUUAUUACCGUAAGCGUUGGCAAUCGCCUUGUUCUACACAGACACACCCAGACGGCAAAGGGGGGAGGAGUUUUUAUAUUAGUAGGCACUUUUCGUUUUAGAUCAUAGGCUGAGGAAGGCAACCUGUUCUUACCUGAAUUGCAUACAACCACAUUUCCAUAGCUUAAAAAAUAUAUAUUUGCCAUCAAGAAAUGGCAACGCAGUUCAGCCAGGACGCGGUACUGGAUUUCCUUUGUAGCCGAGGAGGGAGUGUGAAAAACUCGGACCUGAUCAGCCACUUCAAAACAUUCUUAAGGGAGCACGAGAACCAGGUGCAGCACAGAGACAUGUUUAAAAGGUUUGUGAACUCGGUGGCUGUAGUGAAACGAAAAGACGGAGUUUCGAUCGUGAUCCUGAGGAACAGGUACAGGGAGCUGGUGGGAGAGGACAUCAGUUCGGCAGAGAAAGGUUCAAGUUCUGGAAGUGUGCAAGAACUACCGGUAAACUUAAAGGAAACUUCGACCAGACAGAAUGCCGACAGAGAGCAGGUAACCACGCGUUUGAAUGUGAAACAGAGUAGUAGGACAAAGUCUGGAGUUACUGACACUUAUGAAAAUGACAAUAUACAGUUUAGUUUAGCUGAAACUGCUUACAGUGAUGUCAGGACAUCUGAGCAAAACCAGAAACGUUUUGUUAACUCUCCAUCUUGUAUGGAACCUGUUGAGAGAGUUACUAAUAACCCCACCCACGUUUCUAAGUCACCCCAAAUAGCCGACUCAAAGUAUCAAGACUGCAUCAUAAAGAAGGGUGUGAAGCCUCUUCAACCAUGUGAUUACAGUGCAGGGAGUGGGGCUGUCGGUUUCAGCUCAAAGCAACAGCCCUCUGCAGAUUUCACAAAGGAGAACCCUUUUUCUGCCAAGUCUCAGCAGUUUGGAAGUGUCAACAGGGAAAGGCUCUUCUCAGAGUGGAAAGAUUUGGACUAUGGUAGGAGGCCCCUCGACCAGUCAUCAAAUCAGCAUACAAAGAACAACGGCCUAAUCAGCAAAGAAUCUUUUGAGAAUAGUGCACAGAGGUGCAUUUCUCAAAGGGAGGGCAGCAACACUACCCACUCCACGCAGCCUGUGUGUUUGCUGCCUUCUAGGUUUUCAAAUUCCAGAUUAAAUCCUAGUUCAAGAUUGUCCAGGUCAUCCCACUGCAUAGCAUCAAUGUCACCCGAGGCCAAGAAUGCAUGCCCUGAUUCCAUUGCAACCUCCAGUAGCAGUGAAAACCUGUCUAAUGAAGGAUGUCGUUUAGCAGCUUUCAAAAGUAUCAGAUGCAAGGAGAUCACAAAGGAGUCCUUUGAAAAAGCUCCCCCAGAGCCCCAGCACUCCAAUCCACUUGUGGUGGAACGAUUCAUAGCUACUGCGUCAGACGAUGAUAAGCAUGUGCAGUGCUUUUCAGUGAAACCUAAAAAACACAAAAAAGAGACAAACCAGGGUUGCUUUCAAACAAACUUUCUUUCUACCCGCCAAAACGCACCUCUCCACCAGAGCAAUGAAUGUAUAGGGAACCUCACAGCGUAUGAAAUUCCGUCCAGAGCAGAUAUGGAAGGAAGCAGCUGGCGUAAUUCAACAGGUAACAUCGAUUACUACCUGGGGGCCAGGCAAGCACAUCAUGGAAGAAAGGCUGGAGUGCUUCUACCGAUGCAUUCAGGAGAUGCUAUCGGCGGCAGCAUAUAUGAAAGCAGGAAAUACCACAGCAUGGAUGCAGAGACAUCAGUGUGUGUCCCAUUUCUUCAAGCUUCACCUCAGCAGCAUCCAAGCAAGACGCGAUUACCUUCACCAGAUAUCGACAGGCCUUUUAACCCCCCCAGCCACCCUGAGCCACCCAAGUAUGACCCAAACACCAAAAGUAAGAUUCUGAAAAGCAAUGAAGACUUGUAUUCUCACAAAAGCACGUUGGUGCCACUGGAGUCCAGGGAACAUGAUUGGCUGGUGAAAGCAGCAGCUGGUGCUUGGGAUCAGAUAUACAUCUUAUUUCGUGAGGACCACAGUCUUCUGAACAAAAAGGAUUUCAUUUCCGGGUAUACAGUGCUGCACUGGAUAGCCAAGCAUGGAGACCACCGGGUGCUCAACACCCUUUGCUAUGGGGUGAAUAAGAGGGGACUGGCACUAGAUGUGAAUGUCAAGUCCAGCUGUGGGUACACCGCUCUGCAUCUCGCAGCUAUACACGGACACAAGAGUAUUAUCAGGCUGCUGGUUCACAAGUACAAAGCUAAUGUUAACCUGAGGGACACCAGCGGAAAGAAACCCUGGCACUACCUGGACAGGAGAGAGUUCACAGGAGAUCUGGGUGUUCUGCUUGGUGCUCCUUCUAGUAAAAAUACGGCCGCUGCAGCCUAUCAAUCGGCAUCAGAGAAGCAAGACCUUUCUUUUUCCCCAUCUGUGAAGAGAAAUACUUCUUUUGCAGCUUUUCUCAGACCCCAUCAUCUUUGGAAAGGGGCCCAAUUCUGAGUAAUAUUGGAGGGACUAUUAACUGGAUUGAUUGUAAAUGUGCUUCAUACUUAAUAGAAACUGUGGCUAGUCACAUGCGCUUUUCAGUUGAUCUUUGAUGGAGGGGAGCUUGUCAUGCAUGGACAGAACAUCUACAGCUAUGCUUUCAUAGCUGUCCUUUUCCCUUUGAUCAUGCUUGCGAUCAUGAUGUACUAUACAAUAGUAUGGAACAGGCAGAGCAACCAGACUUGAAAGGUCAGUCUCACAGGACUGGAAAAGGGUCCAUUAAUACAGUGCCUGAGGAGUAUUCCUACAGAAGCAGGGCAUUUACUGAAGCGGACACACAGAUAGUUGGAGACAGUUGGAACUCGUGUCCUUUAAGAAAGAGUGCCUUUUGAAACUAAUGUUUUCACUCUAACAUUUUCUUGCUCGUUUACAGAACAAAAAUCCUGGUACAAAGUUUUGACAAAUCUGGCCUGUAUGUACUGUAUUAGGGAAGCUUAGUACAUGCAGAACAGCUACGCAGAGCUAAUCUGUUCGGUUUGUGUUGCAGUGUGUGUGUACGAUAUGUACAGAUCCACUGAUCUGAACAUCCUUAAUGCACUUUCUGUGUGAAUUUGAACAAGGAGCAUUCGAUGCCACUUCAACUGUGACCAGUUCAACCAAGAACGUCUCCAUCUGACCUCCUCUGAUUUCAACCAAACUAAUUUCAGUCACACUGUGUGUAUAUUAGGUACGUUGCUUAUAUUUAAAACUUUAUGGGCCUGAUUGUCUGCUGUGGGUAAAUUGGCCUUGUAAUGCGUUUACUUUGGAGGGGGCAAUUUGCCUGUGAUUUGCCUAUAGGGUAAGAUAUAGACCCAUUUCAACAUUUCAGCAUUUUUACCUUUGAGCAAAAGUUUAGCCACAGGGAACACAUGAAAUAAAAAAACAGACAUCAUUCAAUAAAAUAUUUAGCAUACACACCCUGUAAUUGCUCAUUAGCAUCUGCAGUACUAUCGGCUGGUUUCUUCUCUUCCUCAACGUGUAUUUACAGGUGCAGUGACAGGUUCACAGGCAUGAGGAAAUCUUUACUUUUAACUUGCGUUAAAGCUUUUGCUAAUAAGCAUUCCCAAAGAGAAAAAAACAACCUGCCAAUGAGCCUGUAAAUACAUGCCAAGAUGAAGCUUGCCAAAUAAUCUGAAUCAUAGCUGCAGUUAUGACACAAGUAAGAAUGCUAAAUAUAGAGCUUCUAAUUUAAAUCAUUCAAUGUACUGAAAACAAUGUACGUUUCAUGGCUCCAGCUUCUUUAGAACUGUAUGCUUUGCAGCCAGAGGUCAGGUGGAAACCAACUGGCAAAAUAAAUGUAAGUAAACACUAAAUAAAUAACUAGGAAUCAAUUGUUUAAGAUGUAAUACUGCUCCUGUUCGGCUGAGUAGGUGUUACUGUUUAAAGGCUGAGGUAAAAGUAUAAAAAAAAAUAGACAAAUGCCUUCACCAGCCAUUAUAACCCUAAAAAGGCAUUACCUUUUCUACUUUUUAGUUUUAAAAGUAUUUAAAGUUAUGGAAGUAUUACUGUAAGUAGCGUAUAAAAAAACAGAAAUGAACUGACACCUGUUGUAAAGGUAGUACAAGUAUAACAGCGUGCUAUGUACUGAUGAAGUAGGUAACGUGCUGUAUUGAGGAAGCUUAUUUUCAUUGGGAUAUUGCACAGCAAAACAAAAACACUUUUAGGAUAAGGCAUGGUUUGGUGUUUUUGGUGUUCAAUUUUGAAACAAUUUUGAAACAAUUCCAAUAAGUGUCACUUAAAACAGCAAAGCAGAAUGACCUUGACGUUUUUUUUAUCAACUAAACACUCCCAGAGAUGUGAAUAUGAGUAUGUGUGUACAUGAUUUAUGUCAGACUGGACUGUGGACUAGAUUCAGCAGAUUUCUCACCAGCAAAAACCCCACGGCUUUGAAUACAUAUAAAUGUAAUAUCAACAAUAUCACUUUGGUUUUCUUUGUAUUUGUGUCAAACUAACUUGAAAUGCACAAAAUAUUAAUAAAAAAUAAAAGGUGAA
This is a messenger RNA of Acipenser ruthenus (sterlet), 4567 nucleotides long. RefSeq lists its product as uncharacterized. The coding region runs from base 272 to 2551 and encodes 759 amino acids. The transcript has a single exon. Lineage: Eukaryota; Metazoa; Chordata; Actinopteri; Acipenseriformes; Acipenseridae. Gene Ontology annotation, molecular function: protein binding. The record is from RefSeq and is a predicted model, not a curated record.